AUGAAUGAACUUGCCGCAAACGACAGAAUUACCGGAAAUGGCCAUGUACAGAAGCCACGCCCACACAGACCUUCCUCAUCUAGAAGUUCAGAGGGGACCUCGUCAAGACGAGACAGAUCUUCUUCAAUCUCAUCGUUAGAAUCGUCAACAGAUAGACAUCGGGGGUAUUCUUCAAGCAGCGACAACCCGAUUUCUGCCUCAACCCGCCGUCCUUCAAACGGUUGCCCCAGAGAGCAUGACUCACCCAGAAGAUACCCCAGGGAGAGAUCUUUGGGGCGUCCCGGGGACGGGCGAACCCACAGAACUAACAAGGGAAGAUCGAAAUCAUCAGAGACAGUACGCAAACACCUGGCUGAUAUGUGCUCAAGUACGUCCACGGUUUCUGAGAACUCGGAAAGACAUGGUGUUUCUUCUGACUGUCUGGGCAAUCACGGAAAUAAUUUGACGUGUUUGGAUACAAAUGACAAUCAGAACAGACGAUAUAACUCAAUAGAGGGGAGUGCUGGUCGUCAUAGCAACCACAAUUCGAAGUAUAGCCGUAAACAAAAUGGCGCUGUUAAAUCAGAUGGAGCCACUAAACAAAAUGACGCCACAAAACAAAAUGGCGCUGUUAAAUCAGAUGGCACCACUAAACAAAAUGGCGCUGUUAAAUCAGAUGGCACCAGGAAACAAAAUGGCGCCACAAAACCAAAAGAUGCCGUCAAGCCAGGGUGUUUUACCUUAACUGUGGAUGAAGACAUUUUAUCAACAUUGUCACGGAGCACAACAAGUUUUGACCUUCAGGACGAGAACGAGGAGCGGGGUAACUGGCACGGAACCUGCGACUUCAACGUGUCGGUGCUGGGGUUUGCCGUGGGUCUGGACAACGUCUGGAGGUUCCCCUAUCUGUGUUACCGUAACGGCGGCGGCGCCUUCCUCUUCCCUUACAUUAUCAUGAUGAUCCUGGUGGGCCUGCCGCUGUUUUUCCUGGAGGCCGCCCUUGGACAGUACACCAGCUGUGGCGCUACAAUGUGCUGGAACUUUGCUCCGCUCUUUAAAGGUGUUGGUAUCGCCAUGGUGAUGGUGUCAGCCAUGACAGGAAUCUACUACAACGUCCUACUCAGCUGGGCAUUCCACUACCUCUUCGCCUCCUUCACCAGCGACCCGCCGUUUUUGAACUGCGACAACCCCUGGAACACGGAAGACUGUAGUUUGAGAUUACCCACAAUGCAGUGCCAAGGUGUGAGUAAAACAAUGGACGGACUGUGCAGGAGCUACAAUGGUACAGAGGUCGGCAUCUGGAAUAAAACUCUCUUCGUCAACGUCACUGGGCGGAAACUGAAGUCUCCGUCUCAAGAAUACUGGGAAAACUCCGUGCUUGAGGUCAGUGAGGGUCUGGAACACAUGGGCAGCCCCAAGUGGGACCUGGUCCUGUGUCUGAUGUUAGCUUGGGCCGUGUGUUUCUUCUGUCUGAUCAAGGGAAUCAAAAGCACGGGCAAGGUUGUGUAUUUUACAGCUCUCUGUCCCUAUGUCCUGUUGAUCAUCCUGUUCCUCAGGGGUCUGACCCUAGAACACGCCUCCUACGGCAUCUACUAUUUUAUCACGCCUUCUUUUGAAAGGCUAGGGGACGCAACGGCCUGGAAAGACGCCAUCAACCAGAUCUUCUUCUCUCUGGGCAUUGCCGGCGGCAGCGUCAUCUCCCUGGCCAGUUACAACCGGUUUCACAACAACAUCGUCAGAGAUUCCAUCUUGGUAGCCUUUGGCGACACUAUGACAUGUAUCCUUGGAGGGUUUGUUAUUUUCUCUUACCUUGGCUACAUCGCUGGUCAGCUGUCCGUCCAUAUAGAGGAUGUCGCUGUCGAUGGUGUAGGACUGGCCUUUGUCAUGUACCCAGAAGCCAUUUCUAACCUCCCACCAACGACUCUCUGGGCCAUUCUGUUUUUUGUCACAUUGUUGACACUCGGGCUGGACUCUCAGUUUGUGAUGAUUGAAACAGUGCUGACAGGCGUCAUUGACCAGUUCCCCAUGUUACGUCACAAAAAGAUGUACGUCAUGGUGGUCAUCUGUGUCGUGCUGUUCCUGUUUGGGCUACCCCUCACCUGCCCCGGUGGCAUCUACCUACUGCAAUUAAUGGACAACUACGUUGGUGGUAUGACUCUCUUCAUUAUAGCAGCAUUCGAACUGGUGGCUGUGGUGUUUGUUUACGGUGUGAACAGAUUUUGUUUAGACAUUCGUCUGAUGACCAACUGCAAUAUUUUAAUUUUCUGGAAGAUCACGUGGUGUAUCGUCAGUCCAAUCACAAUCGCUUUUAUCUUCAUCUUCAUCUUCGUCGACUACCACCAGUCUAGAUACGACGAUUACAUUUACCCCAGAUGGGCGGAUGCCCUCGGCUGGGUCAUGACCUUGGGUGCUGUCAUGGCCAUACCCUUGGUCAUGGUCUACAAGAUUUAUAAGGCAAAAGACGGGAGUAAUGUAUUUCAGAAAAUUCGAAUGCUCUGCACCCCGACCAUCAGGUGGGGUCCGGCGUUGAAGAAACACAGGGUCAAGGUCGACUACGUGGACGACUUUCACGUGGAGCCGCACAAGAAACUGCCCAGCCUCUGGAUCUACAAGACGCUGUUCCCGAAUUAUUUCGGAACCGCUGUCAAAACUGAAGAGGUCCAUACCGUGACAUCGACUACCCCACCCCUCACACAAGAGGACACAGCGUCCAGUGAGACAACUAACACACGUAUCAACCACCACUCCCGUGAGACUAACGUAUAA
Physella acuta is the source of this 2745-nucleotide messenger RNA. Its product is annotated as sodium- and chloride-dependent glycine transporter 1. Gene Ontology annotation, cellular component: plasma membrane. NCBI's taxonomy places the organism in Eukaryota, Metazoa, Mollusca, Gastropoda, Physidae. Gene Ontology annotation, molecular function: glycine:sodium symporter activity. Gene Ontology annotation, biological process: amino acid transport; sodium ion transmembrane transport; nitrogen compound transport. The record is from RefSeq and is a predicted model, not a curated record.